AUGCUUUCGCGAGGCGGGGGCCUCCCAAAGGACCUGGGUCUCUCUGGGCUACCUGCGGGAUCGCCGUCUCCGUACAAUCUGCCCGGCACACUCAGGUCCUCUGGGAAGAAUCUACUUCAGUCAACCAAAACUCGAUUGACAACUGUUACCCAGAGGACCUCCUCUUCUGCUGCUCCCAGACUGUGGAAUGGCCUGCUAGAGGAAAUUUGUCAACUUGACGUGCUCUGGCCUGUGGUGGCUGUGGAAAUUUUCACCCCCGGAUCCCUGGAAGCUCUGAAUGGGACGGACGUGCGCUUGAAAUGCACCUUCCGCAGCCAUUCCCCCAUCGGGCGGAAGCUGACAGUGUCCUGGAACUUCCAGUCUCAGACAAAGGGCACGAUGGAGACGGUGUUCUACUACAACGAGCAGGCCUACCCGCCAAGCACAGGCCGCUUCGCGGACCGGGUCAUGUGGGAUGGUGAUGCCCACCGGAGUGACGCCUCCAUCGUGAUUGGGAACGUGCGCCCCAGUGACAACGGGACCUUCCAGUGCCACGUGAAGAACCCACCAGAUGUGGAUGGUGCCGCUGGCGAGAUCCAGCUGAGCGUUGUGCUGAAAGUGUCCUUCUCGGAGAUCCAUAUCUUGGCUCUGGCCAUCGGCACCGCCUGUCUCCUGAUGAUCCUGGUCGUGGUCGUGGUCGUGGUCUGCCGCCAUCGGCGGAGGAUACGGGAAGACAAGAAAACGGAGAUGGUGGAGACGGAGCUCCCCGAGAAGAAGAUGCUGAAGGAGGUCCAGGAGGAGGAGGAGGAGAUGCCCCCGCCAGGAGAGGAGGCCUGAGGGGCCCGGUCCACUGCGCCCACCCACCCCCAGUGCCAUCGAUGCCAUGGGAGCUCAAGGCUGGUUCUUCAGAGUUCUGGAUCCGAGACGGCAGGUGACACGAGGCUUCGACGGGCCACCAUUGACCUUCCAAGGCCCUUUUGGCUGUAGCCCUGGGGGGCAGGGGUGGGAAGGCCGCUGGAGAAACGGAGCCCCUGGCGUGCAAAAGGAAGCAAGAAACCUGGCCAGGUUCUUACAUGGACACAUGUAAGCAGUGCGACGGUGGAAUCAGUUACCUAGGGAGGUUGUGGGCUCUCCCACACUGGAGGCAUUCAAGAGGCAGCUGGACAAGCAUCUGUCAGGAAUGCUUUAGGGUGGAUUCCUGCAUUGAGCAGGGGGUUGGACUAGAUGGCCUUGUAGGCCCCUUCCAACUCUGCUAUUCUAUGAUUAUAUGACAUGGGGGUGGGGAUUGCAGAGGGGCUCCUUUAUUGUUGCUUCUGGCCCUUAAAAUAACCACAGCACUUCUAGAACACUGGAUAAGAGACGCCUCCAGCAAAUGCCAUGCAAAGUAAACAGGGGGGCAAUCCUGCAAAUGCUGCCAAGAAAGGGAGGCUGAGCUGGACAGGCUCUUCCUGGAAGCAGGGCCUGUUGUUGCCAGAGACAGAGUCCUGGAGCUGCAAGGGCCACUCCCUCCUCUCCGGGCCCUCCGGCCAGUCUUCCUUUUCAAAGGGGUAGGUGAGGCUACAGGGCCUUCCAACACGUGGCCUCCUUUGCAGCCAUGACGAAGUUGCUCUUCCACCAGCACAAAUACAGCGGUGCCUUCCCCAGUUUCAGAGGAACUCAACCCUUCUGCCCAAACAAUUAUGUAAGAACUUCCCCCUCCACACACACACAGAGCUGAAUUUUCUGGAAGCCUUCUGUGUUGCUCAGCAUCAAAGUCCUUAGUGCUCCAAAUGGGGGAUUUAUGACCAGUAUGUGGAGCAGCUCCAGUAUCUGCAGGAGCACUCAGUAUUUUGACAACUGGAAGGAACUUGGGGGGCGGGGCGGGGAGAGGAAGGUUCCUGGCUUGCAGCAUUUCUGGGCCUUUUACCAGCUGCCCCUCAUUUGUCUGCCUAGUUCCCCAUUUCCAACCCCCCUCCUCCAACAGGAUCAGUACAAUGGUGCGGGAGGGCCUUGCUAGCCGAGCUUGCUCAGAGCACUGGGCCCGGAGCACCCAGAGCAGCUGGCAGGGCAGCACCCCCACUGGAAGCACCUCUUUAUUUUUGUAUUAGCACUCAAAAGCUGCUUUCACUGCCUUUCAUUGACCCAAAACCCCAUGGGUCACACGUGACAUCACAUCUGUAGAGUCUCAAACUUACUAUUAUACUGUAAUUUAUUUUUAAGAGUCUUGUUAACAUUUGUAUGCAAAUAAACUUGAGUUUUGUAAUAAAAA
This is a messenger RNA of Elgaria multicarinata webbii, 2227 nucleotides long. RefSeq names its product myelin protein zero like 2 (gene MPZL2). Gene Ontology annotation, cellular component: plasma membrane. NCBI's taxonomy places the organism in Eukaryota, Metazoa, Chordata, Lepidosauria, Squamata, Anguidae. The transcript has 7 exons. Bases 1 to 816 code for a protein of 271 amino acids. Gene Ontology annotation, biological process: cell-cell adhesion. The record is from RefSeq and is a predicted model, not a curated record.